This is a messenger RNA of Osmia bicornis bicornis, 853 nucleotides long. RefSeq lists its product as uncharacterized. The record is from RefSeq and is a predicted model, not a curated record. Bases 146 to 712 code for a protein of 188 amino acids. Gene Ontology annotation, cellular component: MIS12/MIND type complex. Lineage: Eukaryota; Metazoa; Arthropoda; Insecta; Hymenoptera; Megachilidae. The transcript has 3 exons.
AAACGAUUUGAAUUAUUCCCAACAGUUCCGAGACGCGAAAGUGGAAGUUGUGUAUAGAGUGCAAGAACCGUUAUGCCCAGCUUUCGUUGAAGUAUUCGGUUACUGAAAUUCGAAGACUCAGUAAUUACGUGUAUCUCGAUCAAGAAUGGAAGAAGAUCCAGAGAACAAACAUCCGAAUAAUGUUCUUCUGUUUCGGCUGGCUAUUGCAAAUAUUUUUAAACACAUUGCGGAAUCUGUGAGUAACGAUGAAUUUUCGGAGAUUCUUACGAUCCUAAAACCGAAACCGAAAAUUUCACGAAAGUUAUACAAAGCACUCGUGAAGGAACUUAAUGAUAAUAUGACUUCUGAUUUGGAUGAUAUAUUCAACGAUGGUAGUGUACAGGAAGGAUUAAGUAAAGUUGCGAAACUAGCGGACGCAAAUUCUUCGGUUACCGAAGAUGCUUGGAGACCGCCAGGAAAUGUAUCUUUACAUUUACGAUCUUUGGACGCACAUAAAAUUAAAAAACACAGCGAACAGCUCGAGACACGAGUAAUUGAAUUAGAAGACGAAAACACAAAUUUAAUGGAAAAAAUUACAGCGAAACGAUCGAAAAUAAUUGCUAUAAAUGAGAGUAUAACACAGUCUUUAAACAGAUCACCGAUUACAAUAAAUAUGCUGGAAACAAGGCUGGAAAGUUUAAGAAAGAGUUUAACGUUAUUAAAUCGAGAAUAGUAAUAUGGAUAAAUUGUAAAUGUUAAGUACUUUUAAAUGAGUUCAAUUUCUAUAGAGUGAUCUUUACUUUAAUUUUUAUUAAAUAAUUGUGAUAUUUUAUAAGUUCAAAUCGUAUUAAUAUAAACAAGAAAUAUUAGUCUA